AUGUUAGGAAACCAAGAAUCACAGGGAGAGCCACAGGAUAAGCUGUCUUGUCAGCUAGAACCCGAUCAAGAAGUUGCAGCGGUACUAGGAACAGGUAUAAAAUGAAAAGGGAGUGAUUCAAGCCACGUGUUCGCUGAUCUACACAAUAUAUGUAACCUGUGGAUUCAUAUAGCGAUUACCUGUUGCUCAAAUGUGUUAAAACUCACAGCCUAAAUAUAUGAAAAAUUAAACCACAACUUGUGGAAGUUAAGGGCUAUUAAUUUUGAAAACAGAGUGUAUAUGCACAUACAUGACAUAGAGCCUUAAAGAGGCAUAUUGAGGACAAAAGAACUCAAUCAUGCCGAUUUUAGGAAGCCUGAGUCACAGAAGUAAUGAACCCCGGUUACUAACGUCUGCAAAGCAGAGGCAAGAUCCUCGUUUUGGGCCCCCAACAUACUCAACGACCUAAAAUGUCUUUCGAAUUCCUUUUCUACCUGAAUGGCAAAUCAACAAUAGCUUUUUUGAUGGGCCAUUCGUCGUGCAUACUUAAAUCCUGGUACACAGGUGGGGACCUAGAACAAGGAUUUUGUCACUGUUUUGCAGACGGACUUAACCAGAGUUAAGUUUCAUCAGUGGCGCAGGCUAAUUUUAGGGAGUAUGUUUUAAGAAUGCAUUAUAUUUCUUGACAGAACCUCAUUUCGCCCAGUCUGGCCACCUGUUGGUCAAGAAAGGCCCAAGGUCUUCGUCAACAAAAGAGUUGACUGGUGGAUUCAAGGUGAGUCCUCACUAUUAAAAUGAGGCUUAUAUUAAAGGAUAUGUCCCAUUUUUGCAAAAUCAUCUCAAGUACUGUCCAUAUUCACACGCAAUAGUAAACCUGAAGUCAACAGUACUGUGGGUUAGAUCAUAACCAACUAAAUUAGUACCAUACAUAACUUAUUUAGGUCCUGCCUCAAAAGCCACCUUUCUACUAUCUCUUUCCUGGGAGGUGGUGGAAUGGAGGGGGGCGUUGCAGUGCUUCCCAUAAUGGUCUUGACAGGGGGGCUCCACCCAAAAGAGGUACCCUUUUCAAGCUUCAGGCAAAUAAAAAGUUAGGGAUUUGAUGACUGAAAGUAUAUGAAAGGGCAGCAAAAUCUGUCAUUUUAUUAAAAUAUUUCGAGCAAAUGACAAGUGCAUGUAUGCACCUUAAACUAACGCUGUAUAUUUUCAUUUCCAUUUGUUAUGUUCUCCCAAUAUACCAUUCAGCUGUACACAGGCUAUUAAAAGAUGCAUCUCUUCCAUCAGGUAUAUAUGAUAAGGGGUUGGACCUCCGGGCAUAACCUCCCUGUAUAAAACUUUGUUGAUUACCCUACUCCAAGGUCCCCUUCUUAGAGAAAGAAGGUGGUUAAGCCCCCUCCUCACUGAUCAUUUUUCUGCAGAUACAGAAUUAACGUUUUGUUUUUUUUGUAUUUGUAUACAGUUGGAGCAAGAGAUCAAAGAAUAUGUGAGCACUACUGAUAAAGCUGCCGCACAAUGUAAGCUGCAAAUCUUAUAAUUUAAUAGCAAUCAAAACUGAUAUGACUAUAAACAGGUUAGUUUAAUUGAUGGACUGCAUGUUAAUAUAGAACACUAAAUAAAUAAUUUAUCAUAUUAGGGAGCUGUCUUGUGUUAAACAUGGUAAGUCAUGGGUUAUGCCUGGUUGGGUAUGAUUAUGUCAGUGCUGUCAACUCUCCCGGAUAAUCCGGGAGACUCCAGGUUUUGGACCACAUCUCCUGGUCUUCAGAUUAGAGCAUGAAAUUUCUCAGAUAUUCACCGAAGUUUGCCAUUCAGUUGUAGACUCAACUUUCCGACGAUAAACUUUUAAAUAUUUUGCAUUGUUUGAGCUAUUUUACAGUUAACAUCGAACGUUUCAUCAUAAACUUCGGUACGGAAUAUUAUGCCAUUGCAAUGGCACAACAAUGUGAAACAUCGUAAAUUUGAGACGAUCAGGUCAAUGAGUAUUUUUUGCACAAAUGACAUCAUAUACCUUGUGAUAUGACAUCAUCUAUCAUCCCUUCCCUAUCAAUUCCAAAUAUUUGAAGACGUUGGGGGCUGACAGCCCUGUUAUGUAUAGACAAGGGUUUGGAUGAUAACAUAUUCUACGGUGCCUGAUCCAGACCUUGAGAGAAGUGUCGGGGGGAAGGGUGGUCAUCUAGACCCUUAGAUAUAAAGAGGGGGCCCCGUCUCCUCAAAAAAAAUAUUUCGGCCCUUUGGGCCUCAAUUAGCAGUCUAAAAAUAAUCCUGUUUUUCAUCUGUAGCACUGUAACCUGUGUUCUGACCUGUGGAAUGUCACCUGUACCUAAAAGAGUUUGGUCAUUUCACAAGCCAAACGUAAGCCUGAGUCAACCACGAGCCACAAGCCAAGCACGAGCAAACCUUGAGUGAAGCCCAAAUGUUAAUUUUUCCUAUUUUUGAGUUUCAUGGCCACAGAAGAGCAAUAUUACAGUAAAACCCUCCUCUUACGUUAACAACAGAUCACAAAGUGACCAAACUAUUGUAACAAAGAACUGAGGGAAUAUAUACAUGUACCUCUUGUACGUUCUAGAGUUCUUCAUUUUCUUUCUCAGAUCCAUCCCUACAUUUUCUAGCUGCUCAGGGUGAAAUUGCAAAGAUUAAAGAGGAGAUUGACAAAGGUAAAUUUAGCUUGUUUUUGGGUUUGCUUAGUAUUUUCACUCUCUUAAUCUUAAGUAACAAUAGAGAGAUUUAGAGUCAUGUUUACGGUAAAUGGCAAAUGUGAAUUUGUACCACAUGACCAAGUUUUUCCUUAACUGGUGUUCCUCUACCCCCAGAUUAGUUAUUUCAUGUCAGUUUUGUCUUGGACUGUGUUUAGCUGCACGUUUUCUGUUUUAAGAAAUUUUUAACUUGAAUCUGACAUUUGCCGUUUACCGUAAAUGUAACUCUAAAUCUCUCUAAUGUCUUGAGAGACUGCCUCAUUCACAGUUUUGAUUGCAAUGUAGAUUUGAACGCAAAGGACAGCAGGAAAGGGGAAUGUGGGUUAGCACAUUCAGAGUUUUUGCUUUGCUCUUUAAACCAGUUCCUUUUCUUAUUUUCCCAUUUCUGUGGGUGUCACUAUGGUUGCUGUAGCUCGCUAGUAGCGUUACCAGGUGAGACAAUUCUUUGAUGGAAAACAUGCAGUGAAAACAAUGUCUGCAUAGAGAGGCUCAACAAUUCUUUGUUUCUUUGUUACUGGUGUAUUUAAUAUAUUUUUUAACUUUAUCAUGGUAGGUACAGAUGUGAAUGCUGUGGAUAAAACAGGCCUGACACCCCUAGCUUGGGCAGCCGCUCACAGACAGGUCAGUUGGAGGUCUUCUGGAUAGACUACGAGUAACACAGUGAGGCACAGGGAACCCAUGUUAUUAGAGUCACACCAUAAGAUAGCAUGGAAUCUCACUGCCCUCUUAACCCUACUCCCUCAGUAGAAUGCUAAUAGUCAAUACCAUUACCAUUGCCUACAAUUCCAGUCAAAACUACUUGAGAAUGUUUUUCCCUUAAUGUGCACUAUGCCACAAAACUAGUUCCAAAACAACUACUUAGUAGAAAGAAAUCCCCUUUCCCCAGUUCAAUGUUGCUUCCUAAAAACGCCCAGGGAUUAUGCUUUUUUUUACAUUGCUUCCAGGGGGAGAGGGAGAGGGAAGAAUCGGUACAGCUACAAUGUUUAGAAAAAUGUUCCUCAAGUAUGUGAUUUUCUCCACAGUAAUUGUCCAAGAUUGUAGGCAAGCACUAAUACGGAUUUAAGUAGGUCACAAUGGAACCUUGAUGUAAUGAAGGGCCUAGGGACUGGGAAUAAUAUUGUUUGCCAUAACAAGGUUUUGUCUGACGCAGUCUAUCUUGUCUGAGGUGGCUAACCAUGAUGGAAGAGACCAGGAUUCUAAUAAAAAUUCUUGAGUCUAUCUACCAUCAUGCAUGUGAAUUACCACUCUGUCUAAUAAGAUUCUGUUAUGCUUUGUUUUGUGUGCAUGCUAUAGAAAGCAACCAUAACCAUACUGCUUCAGAGUGGAGCAGAUGCCACAGCAUGUAGUCCAACUGGUGAGACAGCGUUAUCAUUUGCCGCUUGUCAGGGGCAGCUGGAUGCUGUUGAACAGCUCCUUGAGUAUGGUGCAGAUCCUGAUAUUGCAAAUGUGGUAUGUAUUAAGAUAAGACUGACCUGUCGAUACAUGUCAUAUCCAUACUAUCCAGUAACGUUUACUGUUUUCAAUUAAUUGUUCUAGAAGGCAACAUUUUACCAAAAUUAAGACACUGUCUUCAUGAAAAAGAAAUGCACGUAGAUCUGACUGUACCUUAGGCCAGGGCUUUCCCUAAGAUAUUUUCAAGCAUGGGAUCUCACAGCUAGAGAUUUCUUUUGGUUCUUUUUUUCUUUCUAAGAUUACAAAGAGAGAAACAUAGAGGGAACUAAUAUAAACUCAACAGGGCAUGAGACUCUCUAUGGUUAAAAUUAGUUUUAAAGUAAAGGUGUCCAUCAGGAUGAAAACACAGAAGUACAAAUUGUCCCCUCUCCCCUCCCCCCUGCCAAAAAAAAAAGAAAAACAUAAAAAAAAGGGAAAAACUAAACACUGCUAAAAGGAUCUGUCAGGGUCAUGCGACUUUUCAUAUUAAAUUAGCCCUGUGCAAAUUGAUGCAACAUUGUUGGCCAACAACUCUCAACAUUUUUGGGAGUUGUUGCAUCUGUUUGCACAUAGCUAAAAGUUUGACUGGUUUCCAACUUUGUGCAACAACUCCCGACAACAUGCAACACAGUGUGCAAAUGUAACAUCCAACAAUUUUGGUAGUUGUUGGCCAACAAUGUUUCGUCCGUUUGCACGGGGCUUUAUAUAGUUGUUACUUACCUUGACAUAAGUGUUCGUUCUUUGGAUUAUAGGAAGGAGGCACACCCCUGAUGUAUGCAGCUUUUAAUGGCUACCCGCAAGUCGUCAAACUUCUCCUAGGUACGGAAACAUUUUAAAUAAAUGUAUGUUCAAUUUCUUUUUCUUUGCUCUGCCCUUCCAUCGACUCAAAGACCACUUUUUUUGUCGCCGAAAACUGAAGCCUUUGAAUACGCUCUUUUAAUGGGUGCCAUGGGUUCUUUUUUUACCAUACAUGCAUACGGUAAACUGGGCAACAAAAACAUGAAACAUAUUUUGCAACAUGAUUGCAAAACGACUUGAAUAGCGAUGUCGCGAGAGAGUAGUUCUACUUUUUGCAACAAAAUCUGUACAUGUUGCGCGUUUUAUACCGGCCCAAGGGAAACUUGGAUGUUUUGCAGCAAGUGACGUAACCCCCGUGUAUGGCAUAACUCCCGCGUUAUUUUAUCCAAUCAGAAGUUAGUAUUCACGCAACUUGCAACAAGCUGAUUUGUUACAAGACAGGUUUGAGCGUGGGUCAGUAAAACGCGCAACAUUGCUUUUCAACUCGUUUUGCAGCAAUGUUGGAAAACAAGUUGCACGUUAUUUUGCCCGUCCUGGCGCAAUGCAGCGUUUCAGUACUAGACUUAACCUGAGAUCAGGCGUUGUUUAUUUAUUUUAUUAUUAUUUUUUUUUGCUUCUUUGCUUCGAGACAUAAAGGGAUAAUAGGGAGAGGGCAUGAUCUCAGGCUGUACUAUAGACUCUGAAAAUGAUACGAAAAGUUUUAACUUGUGAAUGCAAAUAAGCCGUUUUCAAAUUUCAUCUGGAUCAUUCCAAACACCAAACUAACGUUAUAUUAAAAGAGAAUGUGACACUGGACAAUUCCAAGCAUUGAUAAACCUGUCACCCUUGAAGUAAACCAACUAAUUGGAGACACUGCUUUCGACGAUGUUUUACACCUAGGUAUUUUUUUGUUGCUGUUGCUAUUAUAAAAAUCUUACCCCGGACUUUCUUAAUUUUAUGUGAUUAUUUAAGUGACAUAGUUGCUCGAAAUUGCUUAAGAGCAAAAAUUGCCAAAUGCUUGAAGAAAAUUUUAAAAUGAUUCCUAUGUUUAUUUUUAUUCAUGCAAGAACAUGGGGCGGACUUAACAGCAACUAACAAUGAAGGACAAACUGCAAUAAGUCUGGCUGUAGGAGUAGGCAAUAAAAACGGUAAGUUUACCUUCAUCGACUUCCAGUGGCUUUCAUUCGGUUCGUUCAGAACGGCUUCAAAACCAAAGUUACCCAGGAAACUGUGAGCGAACCUCCUUCUAGACCUAUGGGCAGUCGUUCAAGGUGGCAAAAACAACAGCGAAAGUUUUCGCUUCCGGGUCGCCAAGAACUUGCUAAGCUACGGGCCAGUCGCUUGAACUCAGUUGGGGGAGUCAAAAUUUAUAUAGUGUAUCUCUUGGACCUUACAUAAGAAAAGAAGUUCAUAGGUUGCUUGUCAGUACGAUAUAACAUUCGUUGGUUGUUACACCUUCCUCCCUCUCUUUUCAGCGUGUCGGGCGCUCGAAAGGAAAAGUAAAAACAAAUCGAGUGCACGAGAACGAGAGAAAAAAGCAUUCCCGGAGCUUUUAUGAUAACAAUGAUAAGAUAGAAAAUGACUGUGAUUUAGCGGACUGGCUAAACUGUGCCUUAAUAACAAGGAAGGAUAACGUUGCAUAGUGCAAAAAGACGGUAUGACGAAAAGUUUUUUUUUCCCCACUGAGGAAACAACGCUUCGGACCACCUAACUUCACAGAGUAAACGGUGACUAUGCACACUGGAUGGGUUGGACUCUGAAUAUGACUGAAUUAGUAGUUUGUACUCGAACUUCUUUUUUUAAAAUUAAUAAGUAAUAUGAACAUAGUUGAUAUUAAGUUCAAUUUUUUGUCAUUUUGUUUUGCAGUCCAACGCGUCAUAGAAGAUUACCUUCGCUCGAUCUUAGAAGGUCACUCGUGA
Porites lobata is the source of this 6793-nucleotide messenger RNA. The record is from the annotation of a GenBank genome assembly. Lineage: Eukaryota; Metazoa; Cnidaria; Anthozoa; Scleractinia; Poritidae.